Molecule: messenger RNA, 1807 nt
Organism: Drosophila novamexicana
Lineage: Eukaryota; Metazoa; Arthropoda; Insecta; Diptera; Drosophilidae
Product: cathepsin L1-like
Exons: 1
Coding region: 563-1558 (331 amino acids)
Biological process (GO): immune response
Cellular component (GO): lysosome
Molecular function (GO): cysteine-type endopeptidase activity
Source: RefSeq, a predicted model, not a curated record
AGAGGCCAUCAAUUCUAAACGAGAUUAAGCUUUGAGAGCUGCCCAAAUUUGUGACAAAAGGAAUCCAGCCGAUCUUUACUUUAUUGCCAACUAAAGGCAUCAAGUGGAUAUAUGUUGAAUCUGGAACGAAGCAUAUCAUUUUCAGGAUAUUGUUACGAUAAGCCCGGAAUUUUCGUUUGGAUAGAGGAUGGGGACCAGCCAGAAAGGGCUUGUCCCUCCACAUAAAUCCUUGCAUAUCGAUGCCAGCAUAAUUAAGUAAGCUCUCAUAUGCAACAAGUAAACUUCUUCUUCUUCUUCUAAAGGCUUAAAACCAGCUACCCGAUUUCAUAUACUUCGGAUCGAUCUUUAAGAGCUGAUUGCAGAUAUAGCUGCUUAUAUUCCGAACAUGAAGCCUCUAGCUUCAAUAGCGGACAAUUUAUAUACUCUUUUCAUCUCUGAACGAGUAUAUAAAUAAACUUAUUUGUCGUUUCCCGCAUAUAAGGUCGGCGGUGACUGUUCCCGACGAUCGGAGUGGGUAUAUAGAGGGCGUGAUGAGGCAGCUUAAUGUUAGUCCGCUUCCAACAUGAGGGCAGUUGUUACGUUCUUGACCAUCGUGGGCUGCGUGCAGGUCACAUUAAACGAAGAUGUUUUCGAGGUGGAGUGGAAUAACUUUAAAGUCGAUUACAAAAAAAUUUAUCAGCAUAUCAGCGAGGACCAAUUGCGCAAGCAGAUCUUUAAGCACAACAAGGAGAUUAUUGACAGGCACAAUGAACGAUAUGCGGCAGGCGAGGAGACGUUUGAGAUGGGCGUCAAUCAAUUCACCGAUCUUCUGUCCCACGAAUUCGAAACAUUAAUCCUAGGCGGACUUAACGCAACUGUCGAUGAAACCGAAAUAGAUCUAAUAUACUCACCAACUGGCAAUGUCGAAAUUCCGUCUACGGUUGAUUGGCGUGAGAAAGGCGCUGUUACCAGAGUAAAGGACCAGGGAUACUGUGGCUCCUGCUGGGCCUUUGCCGCAGUUGGCACGCUGGAGGGGCAGCACUAUCGCAAAACUGGAGAGUUAGUCGAACUCUCUGAAAAGAAUCUGCUGGAUUGUACGAGUGGCGAACCCUAUUACAACCACGGCUGCCAUGGUGGACGGACCACAACCGCGCUGUACUAUGUCGAAAGGAAUCAUGGCAUAGAUACGGCUAGCUCGUAUCCCUAUAAGGAUAAGAAGGGCCAUUGUCGAUUUGAUAGGCGUUAUAUAGGCGCAACAGUCAGCAGCAUUGUACGAAUAAGACCGCAUUGUGAAAGUGCUCUGGCAGAAGCCGUCGCCACAGAGGGACCCAUUGCGGUGUCCAUCGAGGCAACACAUCUACAUCAUUACAGAGGAGGAGUAUUACGCAAAUCCUGCCACAAAAGAUCCAAUCAUGCAGUCGUGGUUGUCGGCUACGGCCACGACACCCACGGCGGGGAUUACUGGUUGGUCAAGAACUCCUGGGGUAAUCUAUAUGGUGAAGACGGAUAUGUUCGCAUGGCGCGUAAUCAGAACAACAUGUGCUUCAUUGCCAGCAAUGCCGUUUAUCCAUUGGCUUGACCUGUAAGGAAAGGCGUAUAUAAAAAUUACAAUUUUCUUAAUAUAUAUAACUAUGUAACAAUAGCUGGGUUACGAGUUUCAUAUUCAGGAUGGGGCACUGAGUAACAAUAAAAAUAAGUAUUUAUCAAUGGAGUUGGAUUUCUUGCCUUUGUUAUUUAAAUAGCUUUAACCACAUUCUUAUAUAUUUAUCCUAAAUUUAAAAUGAUCCAUAAUUGUUAAACCUCCAUUUAUCAGGAAAAGUUGGCUUUG